Messenger RNA from Acanthosepion pharaonis, 801 nucleotides. Lineage: Eukaryota; Metazoa; Mollusca; Cephalopoda; Sepiida; Sepiidae. The record is from the annotation of a GenBank genome assembly.
AUGAAGAAAUUUUAUUUCUCUCUCCCAUGUCAAAGUCCCUUGCUUCAUAAUUUCCCAUUUGCUCCAAGCUCCUUGUUUCAUGUCUUUGAUGGCAGUAACAUUUUUCCCACCUCUUCUCUUUCACAUUCUCUCUUACUAUUUCUUUUCUACUCUGAUCGAUCUCUUGCCUCUUUUUUUUCUUUCUUUUUUUUUUCCUUUUGGUGCCUCUUUUUCUUCUUUCUUUAUUUUUUUUUUUUUCCUUUUGGUGCCUCUUUUUCUUCUUUCUUUAUUUUUUUUUUCCUUUUGGUGCCUCUUUUUCUUCUUUCUUUUCCUUUUUUCUUUUUCUUUAUUUAUUUUUUUUUUUGGUGCCUUUUUUUCUUUCUUUAUUUUUUUUUCUUUCCUUUUUUGCCUCUUUCUUCUUUUUUAUUUUUUUUUUUUUUUUGGUUUUUUCUUCUUUCUUUUUUUUUUUUCCUUUUUUCUUUUUCUUCUUUCUUUAUUUUUUUUUUUCCUUUUGGUGCCUCUUUUCUUCUUUCUUUUUUUUUUUUCUUUUAUUUUUUUUUCUUUAUUUUUUUUUUUCCUUUUUUUUUUUUCUUCUUUUUUUUAUUUUUUUUUGGUGCCUCUUUUUCUUUUUCUUUUUUUUUUUUUCCUUUUUUUUUUCUUUUUCUUUUUCUUCUUUCUUUAUUUUUUUUUCCUUUUGGUGCCUCUUUUUCUUCUUUCUUUAUUUUUUUUUUCCUUUUGGUGCCUCUUUUUCUUCUUUCUUUAUUUUUUUUUUUCCUUUUGGUGCCUCUUUUUCUUCUUUUCCUUUUGGUGCUUCUUCUGUGA